Messenger RNA from Phaeoacremonium minimum UCRPA7, 1119 nucleotides. RefSeq names its product putative acetylserotonin methytransferase-like protein. The transcript has a single exon. Lineage: Eukaryota; Fungi; Ascomycota; Sordariomycetes; Togniniales; Togniniaceae. The record is from RefSeq and is a predicted model, not a curated record. Bases 1 to 1119 code for a protein of 372 amino acids.
AUGGUUCCUCCAACAAGCACCACCGAGGAGCUUCGAGGCUUCUGGAAAGUCGCCAAUGGCUGGAAAGCACCUUCAUCUGAAGGAAGGGUGUACUGCUUGAAGAUGACGAGCGAAAAGGACGCUCCCAUUUACACACUAUCGUCUGCCACACAGUCAUUUUACAGCCUUAGACUGGACCCAACAUCCGCGUCCGCAUAUGUCACCAUGUCUCGACAUGAUCCCAACAAGCCUUUCAAGGGACCGGCAAACCCAGCUCCCAGCAGCAGCUCCGCGUCGGUGAGCGGCAAGACCGAUUCUUCGAAGGGCUGGCAAGAGUGUCUCAACACCACCCUGGAGGAGGAAUCCCGCAAACACCCGCCAAACGACGGGCUCGUUGCCCUACUUUACCCACAGGCCGCCGCGAAGAUGGCGUUGGAAAGGCCUGAUGACCCCACGGCUGUCAUGACCGCCGAGCGGGAAUGUGCGCGGUUAGUCUGGGAUGAGGACACCAGCAACCACUACGUUGUCCAUCCCGCUCUGGCAAUGCCAUUCUGUGUCACUGUCGAGCGCAAUCCCGCCUGGUCUCGAACGGAAUAUACCCUCGAGCACAUUGAGUCGCCGCAGCACGUAGCCCGCCUAACCCGUGACGGAACCGGCACGGGCUGGCUCGAGGUCGACACCAGUAUCGCGGCCAAGAUCGAUGCCGUCUACCUCGUGGACGUGGCAGUCGCUGCUCUCAUGCUAGUAGCGCACGGCGACCACCAGUUCACAAACGUCGAGGUGUUCGAGCCGCCGCCGAUGGUCUUCGGCGCACCUCCCGGCAGCGUGACCUCCAAGCACGACAAGCGCUCGAGCAAGAUGAGCGCGCGCUCGGAGCGCAAGGAGAAGAAGGCGGCGAGCAAGCGCAGCAAGAGCCGGAUGGAGGAGUUUGAGCUGGAUCUCGAGAGCCAGCACUCCGACCUGGCCAAGCUGGACGUGAAGGACAAGGACAUGGACAAGCUUCCCGGCGUGGCACGCAUCAUCAUCAAGACGCUGAGCGUGACGUUCAAGUGCUUCAUCUGGGCGGCGACUCUCCUGUUCAAGGCCCUGACGUGGAUGAUUGCUGGCGCGGCGCGGUGUUUGACUUCUGAUAAGCUAUAA